Molecule: messenger RNA, 1134 nt
Organism: Recurvomyces mirabilis
Lineage: Eukaryota; Fungi; Ascomycota; Dothideomycetes; Mycosphaerellales; Teratosphaeriaceae
Exons: 2
Coding region: 1-1134 (377 amino acids)
Source: RefSeq, a predicted model, not a curated record
AUGGCCGUAACGCCCGCAGACAUGCCCGUGCUGAACGAAAUCGACGAGUCAACCCCGCGAAGCCACAGACUGGUAGCUUCAGCACAUUUCAAUCAGAUCCAACGGUGGGGCAGCAUCCAAGACCCGGCACACUCGGACGAAGAGGACACACAAAAUCCGUUUGAGGACGUCUUGGCGAUCACUGGUUACCACGUGCGUCGCGCCACUUCUCAGAUCCUGGCGACCCAACCUUGGUGCUUGAUCGAGGUUCUUCGCUGUCGGCAGUGGGCCAGUACACCGUUUACCCUGCAAAGAUUGAAUCCUAGCGAGGCCGUUGUGAGCGCAUACGCUUUUCUUGUUGCAAGGCUGCAGCAUACAGUCUUUCACCACAACACCGGCGAUCUUGCACUAACGGACUGCACCCGCGCGCUUCAGAGCCUGCAAAGCGCAUUGUCGCAUUCUCGAUCUCGGCAGCAAGUCGAUCUGAUCCCAGCCGCAUGGCUACUAACCCUUAGUGAGAUGCUGGACUUUCCCAGCUCAAAAGUCUGGCAUACGCACGCUGCUGGAACUAUGGCCUUGAUCAAAACGGAGCUGUGUAGUCACGAGAAGGUAGACAAAGGCAGCCUAUCGCGCAUGAUGCCGUCUCUGCUAGAGGCUUUCCUCACCUCCGAAGCGGUUCUCACAUCGAACGAGCCCUGGCAGGCUAUCGUGCAGCCCGUCGUUGCAGGCUCCCUUGACGAUGAUGCUGAGUUCGUGGAAUACAUUGCAUCAUCGCUCGUAACCGUGUUGGCGCUCAUCGCGGAGAGCGGUGCAAGGAUGACCCACAACUUUACCAAUCUCUUGGACAUGAUGGAUCGUGCGAACAAAGCACGCUACAGCCUCAAGAACAUUGUCAUUGAACUAGUGGAUCUUGGUCUAGGCGACAGUGAUGUUCUAGGCCUUUGCCUGGCAGCACUACUGGGGCUCGACCGGCUGAUCUCAAGAUUGCGCCACGAGGCAUUUGCGCACGAUCUGGACUCGAGCUAUGAAGAAGACGAUACCCGACUAUGUGUGCAAAUAUUGCAAGAAGAGUUCAAAAGGAGUGAAGCUACCCCAGCUACAGACAUCCAACUUGCUUUCAAGCGGCACGCACCCAUGCUUGCGCCUCGAUCGUAA